This is a messenger RNA of Oncorhynchus gorbuscha (pink salmon), 7651 nucleotides long. RefSeq names its product voltage-dependent R-type calcium channel subunit alpha-1E-like. The transcript is spliced from 45 exons. Gene Ontology annotation, molecular function: high voltage-gated calcium channel activity. Gene Ontology annotation, cellular component: voltage-gated calcium channel complex; membrane; neuronal cell body. Lineage: Eukaryota; Metazoa; Chordata; Actinopteri; Salmoniformes; Salmonidae. The coding region runs from base 7 to 6447 and encodes 2146 amino acids. The record is from RefSeq and is a predicted model, not a curated record. Gene Ontology annotation, biological process: calcium ion import across plasma membrane; chemical synaptic transmission.
GAGUACAUGAUCCUCGCCACCAUCAUCGCCAACUGUAUCGUCCUGGCCCUGGAGCAGCACCUGCCCGGAGAGGACAAGACCCCCAUGUCUAAGAGACUGGAAAAGACAGAGCCUUACUUCAUUGGGAUGUUCUGCUUUGAAGCUGGGAUUAAAGUGGUGGCAUUGGGAUUUGUAUUCCAUAAAGGCUCCUACCUAAGAAAUGGCUGGAACGUCAUGGAUUUCAUUGUGGUUCUGAGUGGGAUUCUGGCCACAGCGGGAGCUCACAUGAACAUCCCAGUGGACCUGCGGACCCUGAGGGCCGUCCGUGUACUCAGACCCCUCAAACUGGUCUCUGGAAUCCCUAGCCUGCAGAUAGUCCUGAAAUCUAUCAUGAAAGCCAUGGUGCCGCUGCUCCAGAUCGGCCUGUUGCUCUUCUUCGCCAUUCUCAUGUUCGCCAUCAUCGGCCUGGAGUUCUACAGCGGGAAGCUCCACAGCACCUGUCUGCCCAUGCCCAAUAUCCUAGAGAAUGAGACGGUGGACAAGUCUGAGUCAGAGUUCCCGUGUGGGGUAAGGAAGUGCCCUGACAAGUACACCUGCCAUGACACCUGGAUCGGCCCCAACGACGGCAUCACCCAGUUUGACAACAUCCUGUUUGCUGUGCUCACCGUCUUCCAGUGCAUCACCAUGGAGGGCUGGACCACCGUGCUCUACAACACCAAUGAUGCUUUAGGCCCCACUUGGAACUGCAUGUACUUCAUCCCUCUGAUAAUCAUUGGCUCCUUCUUCGUGUUGAACCUGGUAUUGGGAGUGCUCUCAGGAGAGUUUGCCAAAGAGAGGGAGCGGGUUGAGAACCGCAGGGCGUUCAUGAAGCUGCGGAGGCAACAGCAGAUUGAGAGGGAACUCAAUGGCUACCGGGCCUGGAUUGACAAAGCAGAGGAGGUGAUGCUUGCAGAGGAUAAUAAGAAUUCAGGACCGUCUGCUCUUGAUGUGCUGAAGAGGGCCACAAUCAAGAGGAGAGAGGAGAGGAGAGGACUGGACCAGCAGUAUGGUGACAUCUCUUCUGUGGGCAUCCCGAUGACCAGAGCCAGCAUCAGGAGUGCUAAGAGAGGACCCACCGCUUAUUUGAAGCGUAAGGAGCGUCUGCUGCGGAUCUCUCUCCGCCGCAUGGUGAAGACACACAUCUUCUACUGGACCGUACUGGGCCUGGUGGCCCUCAACACACUCUGUGUUGCCAUCGUCCAUCACAACCAACCCCACUGGCUGUCUGUGUUCCUCUACUAUGCAGAGUUCCUCUUUCUGGGUCUGUUUCUCACUGAAAUGUGUUUAAAGAUGUACAGCCUGGGACCCAGACUCUACUUCCACUCCGCCUUCAAUCGCUUCGACUGCGGGGUGAUAGUGGGAAGCAUCUUUGAGGUGAUGUGGGGAUUCUUCAGGCCUGGCAUGUCCUUUGGCAUCAGUGUGCUGCGUGCGCUCCGUCUGCUGAGGAUAUUCAAGAUCACCAAGUACUGGGCGUCGCUGAGGAACCUGGUGGUAUCCCUGAUGAAUUCUAUGAAAUCAAUCAUCAGCCUCAUUUUCCUCCUCUUCCUCUUCAUCCUGGUCUUUGCUCUGCUGGGCAUGCAGCUCUUUGGUGGCAGGUUCAUCUUUGAAGACUACACUCCUACAAACUUUGAUACUUUUCCUGCAGCCAUCAUGACUGUAUUUCAGAUUCUGACAGGAGAAGACUGGAAUGAGGUGAUGUACAAUGGGAUCCGCUCCCAGGGAGGAGUGAAGUCAGGAAUGUGGUCCUCCAUAUACUUCAUUGUACUCACACUCUUUGGUAACUACACGCUGUUGAAUGUUUUCUUGGCCAUCGCUGUGGACAAUCUGGCCAAUGCCCAGGAACUAACCAAGGAUGAAGAGGACGAAGAGGCUGCUUUCAAUCAGAAACAUGCUCUCCAGAAAGCAAAGGAAGUAGGGGCCAUGUCUUCCCUGAUGUCGUCAGAGAGGGAGAGGAGUAGACGGAUGACCAUGUCUGUGUGGGAGCAGAGAACCAGCCAACUGCGCAGGCACCGGCAGAUGUCCAGCCGAGAGAUCCUCUUCAGCAACCCCAGUGAGGAGCAGGAAGCGCCCCCUGGCUGUCCCCACCACCUCAAAGCAACAGGCACACCCACAGGCAGCUUGAAGCUGGCUGAUCCCACAGCUGACCCUAAGGACUUCACAGCUAAGCCCCCAAAGCCCAUGGAGAUUCCCCUAGAGGAACCAGCCCUGUCCAUGGUUGUCCCUGAGCCCCACUUAUCCAGCCCUUUACCAGAGCCAUCCGAUCCCACUGACACGCCCCUGCCGGACUCCCCCACGUCCGUAGCUGUGUUCAUACCGGAGCCUACAGAAUCUGAGCCAUGCCCAGAGGGCAAGCGUGGCAUCCCCAACCACUGCCACCAAGGCUUCAAUGGCCGCAAGAGCCCCUGGUUGAAUGGGGAGAGAAGGCAGAGAGCGGUGCGUAAGUUCCGCCCUCCUGCUGGUGACACCCUGACCACUGACAUGGAAGGCAUGAGGCUCAGGAGGCCACACGGCACAGGGCACUGUGAGGCUCAGGCUGGGGCCAGAGGCCUGGACUCAACUCAGGCGGAGGGCAGCAGUCUCGCUGUCAGCAUGGAGAGGAAGACCCCAGAGGACCCAGUGGAGGAGGUGAGGAAAGAUGGUAACAAGGGAGAAACCAGCCAACCUUCCAAGACCAGGGAGGCUGAACACAGACAGAUGGACCAUGAUCAGACUGGGGGUCAUGAGCUGCAGAACAGGGAGGAGGGUCUACAGUCAGAUCCACCCACCCUGCAGCCAUCUCAGGCUGCAGUUCUGGCGCUACCAGAGGGCCCCACAGGAGACAGUGAGACCGAUAGCAAUGCCACCACUCUGAACCAGUCCCCUCUGAGUUCCAGUGUCGUCAUCGAGGUGACCGAUGUCCAGUUGUCACUAGAGCUCACCCCCAUCACAGGCAACAGUAAAGAUGUGGAGGCAUCCAAGCCUGAGAAGGACGAGGAAGAGGUGGCCAACCCAGUCAAUACUGUCACACCUGACAGUAUGUUCAUCUUCAAACCUGACAAUCCGAUCCGCCGGGCCUGUCACUAUGUGGUGAACCUGCGUUACUUUGAGAUGUGCAUCCUGCUAGUGAUCGCUGCCAGCAGUAUCGCCCUCGCUGCAGAGGACCCCGUUUCAGCCACCUCUGACUGGAACAAAGUUUUGCGUUACUUUGACUACGUGUUCACAGGUGUCUUUACCUUUGAAAUGAUAAUAAAGAUGAUAGACCAGGGCUUGAUUCUCCAUGACGGCUCCUACUUCCGGGACCUGUGGAACAUUCUAGACUUCAUCGUGGUGGUCGGAGCUCUGGUUGCCUUCGCCCUCACGAAUGUGCUGGGAAAUAAUAAAGGACGGGACAUCAAAACCAUCAAGUCUCUUCGGGUGCUGCGCGUCCUGAGGCCCCUGAAGACCAUCAAGAGACUGCCGAAACUCAAGGCAGUGUUUGACUGUGUGGUGACCUCUCUGAAGAACGUCUUCAACAUCCUCAUCGUCUACAAGCUCUUCAUGUUCAUCUUCGCCGUCAUCGCUGUGCAGCUGUUCAAGGGGAAGUUCUUCUACUGCACUGACGGAUCCAAAGACACAGAGAAGGACUGCCAGGGCUUCUACAUAAACUAUGAGAAAGACAAGCAGGAGGUGAAGAGGAGGGAGUGGAGGAGACAUGACUUUCACUAUGACAAUAUAGUCUGGGCCCUGCUCACUCUGUUCACCGUCUCCACUGGGGAAGGCUGGCCACAGGUCCUGCAGCACUCUGUGGACGUGACAGAGGAGGACAGAGGACCCAGCCAGGGCAACAGGAUGGAGAUGUCCAUCUUCUAUGUCAUCUACUUUGUGGUCUUCCCCUUCUUCUUCGUCAACAUAUUUGUGGCUCUCAUCAUCAUCACCUUCCAGGAGCAGGGAGACAAGAUGAUGGAGGAGUGCAGCUUGGAGAAGAAUGAGAGGGCUUGCAUUGACUUUGCCAUAAGUGCCAAACCCCUGACCCGCUACAUGCCUCAGAACAGGCAGACGUUCCAGUACCGCCUCUGGCACUUUGUGGUCUCCCCCUCCUUUGAGUACACCGUGCUGGCCAUGAUUGCACUCAACACCAUUGUUCUGAUGAUGAAGUAUUACUCAGCCCCACCAGUGUACGAGGCUGUGCUGAAACACCUGAACACAGCCUUCACUGUGCUCUUCUCUGUGGAGUGUGUCCUCAAGAUCAUGGCAUUUGGCUUUCUGAACUACUUUCGAGACACUUGGAAUAUAUUUGACUUCAUCACGGUGUUGGGCAGCAUCACAGAAAUAGUGGUGGACCUGCAGUCAAUUGAGACCUUCAACAUGGGUUUCCUGAAGCUGUUCCGAGCUGCUCGACUGAUCAAGCUGUUGAGGCAGGGUUACACCAUCCGCAUCCUGCUCUGGACCUUUGUCCAGUCCUUUAAGGCUCUCCCCUACGUUUGUCUGCUCAUUGCCAUGCUCUUCUUCAUAUAUGCAAUCAUCGGAAUGCAGGUUUUUGGAAACAUCCGACUGGAUGAGGAGACUCACAUCAACCAACACAACAACUUCAAGACCUUCUUCGGUGCUCUGAUGUUGCUAUUCAGGAGUGCCACGGGGGAGUCGUGGCAGGAGAUCAUGCUGUCAUGUUUAGGGGGGCAGAAGUGUGAGCCAGACCCCUUAGCUCUAACGUCAGACCAUGAGGAGCGCUGUGGAACUGAGUUUGCCUACUUCUACUUUGUUUCCUUCAUCUUCUUCAGCUCAUUUCUGAUGCUGAAUCUGUUUGUGGCUGUGAUCAUGGACAACUUUGAGUACCUCACCCGGGAUUCUUCCAUCUUGGGGCCUCAUCAUCUGGAUGAGUUUGUUCGUAUCUGGGGUGAAUACGACCGAGCUGCUUGUGGAAGGAUUCACUAUAAGAAGAUGUACACAGUAGUACGCACUAUUUCACCUCCCCUGGGCUUUGGAAAGAACUGCCCCUACACCGUGGCCUGCAAGAGGCUGGUGCUGAUGAACAUGCCCGUGGAUGAGGAGAUGUCUGUUCACUUCACCUCCACCCUCAUGGCCCUGAUCCGAACUGCCCUGGAGGUCAAGAUAGCCAGAGGAGGGGAGGACAGGGGGCAGAUGGAUUCAGACCUACAGAAGGAGAUCAGUAUCAUCUGGCCACACCUUUCUCAGAAGACGCUAGACCUGCUCGUCCCCAUCCACAAAGCCAAUCAUAUGACCAUUGGAAAGAUCUACGCAGCUAUGAUGAUCAUGGACUACUACAAGCAGAGCAAAGCCAAGAAGCUCAGGCAACAGCUGGAGGAGCAGAAACACGCUCCCAUGUUCCAGCGUAUGGAUGCGUCCUCUCUGCCUCAGGACAUCCUCUGCAGUGCCAAAGCCCUCCCCUUUCUGACCCACAGCGCUGGAUCUGCCCUGACCAGAGGAGGGUUUGUGGCCUUGAGUCCCAUCUCCCCCCAGGAGAUGUUCAUGCAGCCCAUGUCCCAGGACCUUGAGGAUAAAGAGGAGGACUACCACCACUAUCACCACCACCACCAGCUCCACACUCUGGUUGGGACGGACAGCAGCAAAUUGAUGAAACGCUCCUUCUCCACUAUUGGUGAUCAGUGCGUAAAUGGGCUGUGGCAGGAGGAGUACUCUCUGGAGAGGGUCAGUUCUGACCGUCUGUGUAGACCACGACAGAGGAGCAUCAGAGGCAUCAGGUCCAACCUCAGGGAACCAGUGGAUCAAGAGCGGGGGCGCUCCAAAGAGCGGCGCCACCUGCUGUCUCCCGACGUGUCCCGCUGCAACUCUGAGGAGCGGGGCCAGGACACGUCACAGGAACGCAAGCAAUCCCGCUCCCCCAGCGAGGGACACGCACAUGUCCACCAUAGACAGGGCAACACUUCAGGCAGCCCAGGCCUGUCUAACUCUGAGUCCAGCACACCAAGUGGCCGUCGGCAGCUCCCCCAGACGCCAUCGCGGCCACGCCUUCACAUCUCCUACUCCCCCCUGAUAUGCCGAGCCCACCCCUCCCCCCCUGCUGUCAGCGAGGGCAGAGCCCAGACCCAGGAGGCCCCUAGAGAGACGGAGGAGCCCUUGUGGAGGGAGGAAGGGGAGAGGCCAGCCCAGGUGGCAGGAGGAGGAUCGGGGGUGGGGGUGGUAGUAGGGGUGAGUGACCCAGGGUUAGGGGUCAGUCACCCACAUCCCUCCCCUCACCGGUACAUCUCGGAGCCAUACCUGCCCCUGCACGAAGAGUUCCACAGCCCAGACUCCUCAGGCCUGGAGGAGACUCUGACCUUCGAGGUGGCCAUUGCAACCAGUCUGGGUCGGGCCAACACCAUCAGCUCUGCCCCCCAGCUCAGACACAACUGGCAGGUCCCCAACGGACACUUCCAUAAACGCCUGGGUCAGGCCAGCUCUGUGGCCGCCUGCGAGCUCCUGUGUGACACCGACGAGGAUGACCGCUGUUAGGGCCGGGACUGGGAGAGGAAGAGGAGGAAGAUGGACAGCAAAACUGGGUACCAGAGAGACAGGGGUCCUCAGUCUGAAGUACACUGUCAGGGCGUGUACUGAGUGUGUGUGUGUGUGUGUGUGUGUGUGUGUGUGUGUGUGUGUGUGUGUGUGUGUGUGUGUGUGUGUGUGUGUGUGUGUGUGUGUGUGUGUGUGUGUGUGUGUGUGUGUGUGUGUGUGUGUGUGUGUGUGUGUGUGUGUGUGUGUGUGUGUGUGUGUAGGAGUGCAAUGGGAAGGUAUGGGAAGUGCACUGCUGACGUACAGUGCAAAAGUUCACCAGUUGCAUUUUGAUUGUUGUUUGAACAAAGUCGAAUAACUGGGGAGAAUGUAUCCUCACUGCUUAGACCUAUGAAAAAUAAUAAGUAUGUUUCAAGUACAGUAUGUAGCUGAAAAUAGCAUGUGAGACUGAAGUAGCAGGAAUGUAUUAAAAUUGUUCUCUUUUCCUCAUGUAAGAUAAGAAGAAAGCUCUCAAUUGUUAGAUCUUUGUGGAUCAUGAAACAGUGAUUGGUGUGUAGGGAUCCGAAGCAGACAUUGGCUGUCACAACAGACACUGCUUUAAAACAACCCAGCUAGCACAUUUGGUUGCUUGGAAAUUGUGGUAACGAAAGUUCUUGGUCCUGGCAACGAAGCCAUAAGUUUCUUCACCAGUAAAAUGCAACGUUUUUUCAACAUUCUGAGAAUGGAGGUGAAAAUAUUGUCUCUUCUGGGAAAGUACAUUUUUAGGUUGUAGAGAGGAUCUGAGAACAUUUUACUAUGGUUACCUGAAAGUUUUAUUAACGUUCUGAGAACGUAAAUUAUAGGUAGUUUUACUGUUUUGAACUCCAAGCACAGAUAGGACAUUCAUGAGGCAUUAAUCAUGCAAACACAUUUCUUUUUUUAUUGUGGCACAGCGCCAGUGAGAUUCAAACGUAUAAUCCUCUGUUUUCUAUUCAUGGAAUUAGUCCACUGUGCCACCAGGAUGCAGUUAGCAUGCCAUGUUUUUUUCAACUCAUACAAAGCUGUUAAUUUUAGUCUAUUCAAAAGACCCUAUUUCAAAGGAAACAAGCACUUAUUAAGAUCAGGUGUGGCUCAUUAGUGGUCAUGGUCAACACACCUGAACACACUUAAGAGUAUAGAACGAGUUUUGUUGAUGCUGUGAACAGAAUCUACAGUAAAAUGUUUGGAC